Molecule: messenger RNA, 770 nt
Organism: Guillardia theta CCMP2712
Lineage: Eukaryota; Cryptophyceae; Pyrenomonadales; Geminigeraceae
Exons: 3
Coding region: 85-645 (186 amino acids)
Molecular function (GO): protein binding
Source: RefSeq, a predicted model, not a curated record
CAGCCAGGAAGAGGCAGGAGGGAAGAACGAGGAGGAGGAGACGAAGACAGAACGAGAAAGACACAGACUGAGACAACUUUCGACAUGAUCCGAAGCUUGAUUCUCUUCGCUCUUUGUGCCUCUGCUUCUGCUUUCACAGGCCAGCAGGCGGCAUGGUUGCCAAGGAAGGCUGGCGUUUCAAGUUCUCUCGCUCUCCUCCCCCUUGCUGGCAUCUCCAAGAAUCGUGUUCAGACCUCCAAGCUGUCUCUCUGCAUGCAGACACGCAAGGGCAGUCAGGGGACGCAGCUGCCGCCCGGCUGGCAGGAGUUCACUGAUCCUUCCUCCGGCAACCCAUACUACAUGAGUCCGGAGGGGACGACACAGUGGGAGCGUCCCAGCUCGGAUUCCUCUUCCUCCCCUGCUCCAGUGAGCUCAGAGGGCAAGAGCGCAAGGCAGCUUCAGAUGGAGCGAGUCAUGGAGAGACAGAAGAUUCAAGAUCGCGAGAAGCAAGAGAAGGGCCCACUAGCACUGGCCAGCAACAGAGUUGCCGUCAUCCUAGGGGUCAUCUUCAUCGGGGCUCCUCUUCUCAUCCUUGCCAUUGGAUACCUUGCUGGCGUCAUUCCCAACCCCUUCGACGUUUGCAUCGAGGGUGGCACCAACUGUUAAGAAUGUAGGACACCCUUAAAAGAGCUUGCGGAGGCAGAUAGGCGUGAAGUGAGAGCUUGUUUGCGCCCAUGCUCGCUAACCAGAUUUGGUGUGUGUGGAUUUAAUGAACAAGAUAACAGGGUAGG